This is a messenger RNA of Cynoglossus semilaevis (tongue sole), 4659 nucleotides long. RefSeq names its product iroquois homeobox 2a (gene irx2a). Gene Ontology annotation, biological process: cell development; neuron differentiation; regulation of transcription by RNA polymerase II. Lineage: Eukaryota; Metazoa; Chordata; Actinopteri; Pleuronectiformes; Cynoglossidae. The record is from RefSeq and is a predicted model, not a curated record. Bases 1529 to 3115 code for a protein of 528 amino acids. Gene Ontology annotation, cellular component: nucleus. The transcript has 3 exons. Gene Ontology annotation, molecular function: RNA polymerase II cis-regulatory region sequence-specific DNA binding; DNA-binding transcription factor activity, RNA polymerase II-specific.
GUCAUUCUAUCUACGAGGCUGGCUGUGUGUGGUGCACUUAUGCACAAACGGUGCCAUUGCUGUUUACGACACUGUCAGACCGCAGUGCAGCGGAGGAACAAGCACCUGAUGGAUGAAUACAUUCAUCCGGGUGAAUACUGAUGAGGAACGCAGCCUAGGCCACUCUUCUUCACAACAGUUGCCACCUUGACUGCCCGUUCCACAGCCGCUGUCACCGUGUCAGGUUUCCACCAUGCUGUGCUGCACCGCUUGUCUCCAACAGAGGUCAUAAUGUCUUUAAUCACAAUAAUAAAGGACAAGGAUUUGCCCCCGAUCUGCGCGCAGACGCGUCCGAAAAGCGCCGUCCCAGACAGGUGAGCGCACAAACGCACUUGGCAAAAGAGCCAGAGCUUAAAAGAAAAAAAAAAAGAAAAAGAAGAAAAAAGACUGACUGUCAAAUUCCGUAGCCACGCCACACUUCAGCAGUGUCGCUGACUUAUUAAUGUGCGUGGAGUGAACAGAGACCGCCCCUAAUAAAGCCUCCAAUCGCCCACCGCCGCAAACAUCUUUAUUAUUGUCGCUGAUGUAAUUGUAAUAAUAAGAGACGAGCGUGUUGGAGAAGUGCUAAGUGGUGGAAAUUAGGGAUGUGAGUGUGUACGCCUCCCGCAGGUCAAAGCGCGCACUGCCAGGGGAGCACACACACUCAGCAGCGCGUCUUUUCGUGGAAAAGUCCGUUUUAAUGGCACGAUUUAGAAAAAUAAUCAUCUGUAAAUAUUGAGCUUCUUUUUUUUUUUCAGACCGAGGUUAUGUCCUAAAAUGAAUUAUUUAUUUAAUGAAAUACCCAAAAUGGACAAAAGAGCGCAUAAAGUCGAGGAAAUUACGUUAGUGUGUUUUAUUUUAUUUUAUUGCCUUCAAUAAUCGUCCUCGAUGGUCACAGUAAUGUACUUUCUGCGUUUUUAUUCCCAAAUGAUGCUGAAUACAAUCAAGCAUUCCGAACGUGGCAGGCAACCACGUAUAGGUCAUACUUUGUUUGCCUUUGCGAAAAUGACAUUAAUAUAAAGUUUUUAUUUCCUCGACAGUGAUCCGAACGUGGCGGCGGACGGAUCACUUUUUGCAGCGGAGUCUUGGUUUUGUUCCGAGGCUCCAUUUCUAGUGGCAGAAAGGGGGCGGGGAUGAGAUAUUCAGAUGAGCCGGAGUGACAGCUCCAGUUUCCCCCAAUGCUCUGUGUGUGUCUGAAACUCCACUGGCUCCUUCCCUCCUAACUCCUCACUUCAUAGUGUUGCGUACUAAAAACAUCGGACGCUAGGGGAUCAAGACGCAUGCCACAUUGCCUCUAUGUGGGCACCUUAACAGAUCUUUGGGGGGUUUUUUUCCCAGUAAGGGGGCUGCGGAGGGAGGACUUUUCAUGUUCAUUGUUUGAUGACUGUUUGCACGGCUGAUUAUUGAGUUGAUUGUUUAUUAUUUUUGGCUGUUCUUCUGACUCACCGCCUUGCGCGUUUCCCCCCUGCUCUUUGUGGAAUCGGCGGCUUAAAGCCUACCGCGCACACCGAUGUCUUAUCCUCAGGGUUACCUCUAUCAGCCGCCAGGCUCUCUUGCUCUUUAUUCGUGUCCGGCUUACGGGGCCUCGGCUCUGGCAGCCCCGCGGAAUGAAGACUUGGCGAGAUCGUCCUCUGGCUCAGCCUUCAGCCCUUACCCUGGAUCGGCUGCUUUCUCCGCCUCGGCCGGUGCAGGCUUCUCCAGCCCACUGUCAUACUCCACGGAUCCAACCACGGGAUUCCCAUCUUACAUGAGCUCUCCAUAUGACGCACACACCACGGGCAUGGCCGGGGCAAUUAGUUACCACCCGUACGGAAGUCCAGGGUACCCCUACCAACUCAACGACCCGGCUUACCGCAAAAACGCCACUAGGGACGCCACGGCCACCCUGAAGGCCUGGCUGCAGGAACACAGGAAGAACCCGUACCCGACCAAAGGGGAAAAGAUCAUGCUCGCCAUCAUCACCAAGAUGACCCUGACCCAGGUCUCGACGUGGUUCGCCAACGCGAGGCGGAGGCUCAAGAAGGAGAACAAGAUGACAUGGGCCCCCAGGAAUAAGAGUGAAGACGAAGACGAGGAGGACGGGGACGGAGAGAGGAAGGAGGUGGAGCGCUCAGAGAAAAACCUGGACAACAGCGAGGCGUCAGCGGAGGAUGAAGGAAUCAGUUUGCACGUCGACACCUUGACGGACCACUCCUGUUCGGCAGAGUCCGACGUGGAGAAGGUCAGCUGUCGUGUGGGUGAGUUGGGCUCCGAACACGGCAGCGACAAAUGCGACGAUGACAGUGAGGACCAGAACCACGACCCGCGGGUCCAGCACUCACCCAAAGCCGUCAACUCGUCUCCUCUAACGGGAGUGGAAGCACCAGCUCUCGGCCAUCACCAUCCACACCACCAACACCACCACCACCACCACCAUCACAACCUCCACCAUCUCCACCAACUCCACAGCCAGCGAGAGGAUUUGGCCCGGAGCCUUGUCAGUAGCAACAACAUUAACGCCAGUAAACCGGCUUCAUGCCCGGACAGCAGGCCUCCGUCGGGGGCACCACAGAACCCUAAGCCCAAGUUGUGGUCUCUGGCGGAGAUUGCUACCUCGGACCAAAAGAAGCAACAUCAGCAACAGCAACCGGGCCAGCCUGGGCAACCAAAUUGCCCCUCCUCCAGCGGGGGCCUCCUGACUCCCCCUAGACCUUCCGCCACCUCCUCCCCGGCUGCCAGCUCCCCCUCUCUUUACUCGACCCCCUCCAUCCUUGCAAGACCUAUUUAUUACACUUCUCCCUUUUAUAGCAAUUACACAAACUAUGGCAACUUCAGCCCCCUGCCGGGCCAAGGCAUCCUGCGCUACACCAACUCGUCCGGAGUGAGUCUGGCUGCUGCCGCCGCUGCUGCCGCGGCUGCUGCGGCCGCUGCAAACGAGGGACUGAGCUCCUCACAUCAGGCUCCGGAGGCCGGCACAAAUCCCAAACACAGGCCUGAUUCGCCCCCCGUUAAAAAUAACCUCAGCCAGAUUUUUGCUGUUGAGCAGCAGCAGCAGCAACAGCAGCAGCAGCAGCAGCAUUUCAGAAGCGUACAUUUAGAAGCAAAGAAAGGUACGUAAUGCGAGAUGCGACGCACCUUGUCCUGCGAAAUCAUUUUUGGAAACUAAUUUAAUCUAAAAAAUAAAAAGACUCUUAAGAUUGUACUUUUUUGAAUGCUAAUGAAAGCUUUUCGAAACGGACAUGAAUGAAGUCCUCUCGAACCCAUGCAAAUUAUCAGAUUUUUUUUCUCUCUGUCACUUUCACUCGUUACACGUUUAAUGAGGCUUUUUUUCUCUCCCCCCCAAAAAAAAAAAUCGUACACGAUUUGCAAAUUUGAAAUUGAUGCAUAUGAAAAUAAAUACCAAUUUGAGGCACUGUCGAAGCGAGUAAACAUAUUAUGUUUGUUAUUUAUAAUUUCUUCAACAUUUUCUGAAAAUGACUAAAAUCCUACUUCUUCUACACGGCACUAUAUUUUCACCUUCAAGUGCGAGGGUCCCAAAAUUAAUUUCUACGAGGUGAGCUCAUAUUAGUGCAACAUAAAUAUGGACAUAAUAAUCAGCCCUUGAGGGACGGGCUUCAGAUCGGUCUCACCACGCACGCGCGUGCUCGUUUGAGGAGUGAGUAAGAGGAGGGAUGUUGCCAUAGGUUUGAUUAGGAAACACAGUUUUGAUAUUUCUUGUGUGUGUUUGAAGGCGAACAAGAGCGCGCACGUGCGCGCACACACACACACUUCAUUACACACACACUCUUAUCUCUCAGCACUGGAUAAUUAUAAUUAUAGCAGGUCAGCCAAAAGCAAACAGAUCAGUUCGUUUGCUCUGCGCAUCAAUCGCGCAAACACACAUCUUCAAAUGUCACUUGGGUAAUCGCAGUGGCAACUUUUCAACACGCGCACAUCUGCGCGCGCAUGCACACACACACACACAACCUUGCCUACGUGCAUGCUGCUGGAAUCCUUGUUUCUCAUGCUCUCUACAAGCAUUCGGACGACUUUAUCGUAUGGAUCUUUUUAUUUCCACGGUCUGCAGGUAGGUGUCACAAUUGCUUUGACUAUAAAGCGAGAGCUGGCACCAACUUGUAAUCUCACUCAUAACCCCCAGUAACCCACCUCUCACCAAACCGGAUCCAGUGCCACCACACAGCCGGAAUCAACGCUGCUAUACCGCCUCCUCACUGGCUGAGUCACUCCAGCACUCUGUGUCAUUUGAAUUUUUUUGUUUUUGUUUUUCUGAUCCUUUGCGGAUAUUAAUUUAAUAUGCUAUUUGGGGGGGAAACUAAGACAACAGCGUUGCUUUGUGUUUUUACAAGUUAUUUCUCAGGUUCCAUGUAGUUUGCUUAUUUGCCACAGUAUAUUAUUUAAUUUAGUCAACAUUUGCGUGUGGAAAUCAUAAUUUGGCCUUUCUGUGAAGCUGUGUUUGUUAAAAGAAAAUCAGACAAAAAACGGAGGUGGAGUGAACUUCAAGGGACUUCAAAGUGGAAAAGCCUACAUUUGAUAUUUAUUUUUUUAAAAUGAGGGCGAAAUGAUGCCUAUAAUUUAUGCAAGUUGUAUUGCAAAAUGGAAAACUGACACCAUCCGAUUGCGUCAUAUAUAUACAUAUGCAUAUGCAUAUACAUACACGUAUGA